AUGUCGACCUCAGAUAAACCCGAAUCGGAACAACCUCCGGUGGAAAAGACGGCGGAGGACACCCAAGAACGCCUCGACGAUCUUAUCGCACGAGCCGCCGCGAAGGAUGCCGUCAAAGAUUUCAACGCCGCUGCAGAGCUGUAUUCUGAGGCCACCGAGCUUCAAGCUAACCUGAAGGGAGAAAUGUCGCCUGGCAAUGCCGACCUACUCUACUCCUACGGGAAAGCCCUCUACAACGUCGCAGUGAGCAAAAGUGAUGUCCUCGGCUCCAGGGUCGCUGGAGAAACUCCGGCGCAACCGGGCAGUAAAUCGGAAGAGAACACUACUUCGUCGAAAUCAGCGUCAUCGCCGAACCUGGUCCAAAAUGCCAUCGCCUCCGGAGCUGCCAAGAACGCGUCCUUGGGUGAAGCCACGACGGCGAAAAAGGCGGAGAACACCGCAUUCUUUCAAUUCACUGGCGACGAGAACUACGACGAUUCGGACUCUGAGGAGGAAGGUGAAAAGGAUGGUGGUGCCGAGGACGACGAUGACGAUGACUUUGCGAACGCUUUCGAAGUCCUCGAUCUCGCUCGAAUCCUCUAUCACAAGCAGCUUACCAUGGCGGAGGAGGAAAGUGGCAAAGGGAAGUCUACAGAGCUGCCGCCAAACGUCAAGCACAUCAAGGAGCGCCUUGCGGAUACCUAUGAUUUGCAGGCGGAAAUAUCACUGGAGGCAGAGAGGUUCUCGGAUGCCGUGUCUGACCUUCGGACCACCCUCGAGUUGAGACAAUCUCUAUUCCCAAUGGAGGAUCCGUCCGUCGCCGAAUGUCACUACAAGCUCUCUCUUGCGCUGGAGUUUGACUCGGCUCAUAAGGAAGACGCCGACACGGGUAAAACUGGUGGACAAGAGAAGUUCAAUGAGGAGAUGCGCGCCGAGGCUGCAGUCCAGAUGGAGAAGGCCAUCGAAAGCUGCCGGGCUCGGAUGGCCCAGGAGGAGAAACAACUGGCAGAUGAGUCGCUGGAUGAAGACAAGGCCACGGCUAUCAAGAGGAAGAUCGCAAAUGUGAAAGAGAUCGUGGCGGACAUGGAGCAAAGGCUCAUCGAUCUUCGUCGCCCACCGGUAUCAAUUGAGGAGUCCAAUGACAAGAACGAAGCCUUCCUGAAGGGCAUACUCGGCCAGAUGAUGGGAGAAACGCCCGCGCAACAAGCAGCUCGACUGGAUGCUGCCACGAAGAACGCAAAUGAUCUCUCUGGACUUGUGAAGAAGCGCAAGCAGCCGAGUUCCCAGCCAUCGGAAGGAGCUAGCUCUGGACAGAAGCGUUCAGCUGCCGAAAAUGGUGAAGAUGCGACAAAGCGAGCGCGUACAGAUGACUCCGCAUGA
Molecule: messenger RNA, 1359 nt
Organism: Aspergillus terreus NIH2624
Lineage: Eukaryota; Fungi; Ascomycota; Eurotiomycetes; Eurotiales; Aspergillaceae
Product: SHNi-TPR domain-containing protein
Exons: 2
Coding region: 1-1359 (452 amino acids)
Biological process (GO): CENP-A containing chromatin assembly; DNA replication-dependent chromatin assembly
Cellular component (GO): nucleoplasm
Molecular function (GO): histone binding
Source: RefSeq, a predicted model, not a curated record